Molecule: messenger RNA, 1030 nt
Organism: Symsagittifera roscoffensis
Lineage: Eukaryota; Metazoa; Xenacoelomorpha; Acoela; Convolutidae
Exons: 6
Coding region: 109-864 (251 amino acids)
Molecular function (GO): protein binding
Source: RefSeq, a predicted model, not a curated record
CAUUCAAAUUUUCAAACGCUUUCUUGAAAGUUUUUGAAACUUGCAUAAGCAGAGCAUCUUCAUGGUUCAUACUUGCGCAUAUAAUUAGAAAGAUUUUCUACAGUCAAAAUGACAAAACUCAUCAGAAACUUGCUGUUACUGUUACUCAACGCAAGAGUCAUUUGUUCGUGCACAAGUCGUCCCUCUUCAUUCAGUGUAUCGGGUGUGAACAGCAGUCAGGCGACCGUUUCUUGGAACUCCAUUGCGGGUGCAUCCACGUAUGACUUCAGUUCCUCCAUUGACGGAUCCACACUACAUUCAGGACUCACUCAAAACUCAUACGUGCUUGACAACUUGAUUGGAGGGACCAGGUACGACAUCACUGCACGUGUGGAGGCAUUCUGCAGUGGCACAGCCUCGGGUCCAUUCUCGGAUGUGAUCAUAAUCACCACAAUUCCUGAGAUACCUACGGCUGAGAUCAACAUGGUGGAUCGGGGUGCCAUCAACAUCGUGAUGAGGAGUGAGGGUCCCGUGGAUACAUUCACCAUCGUCAACUCAGUGCUGCCGGGUGGAUUCCACACCAGCCCUGAGAACUCACAAUUCAUCAGCGGACUGAAUCGAGGAUCAACCUACACCUUCCAGAUAUACUCCACCUUGAAUGGGGUCAAUUCGGAAAAACUUCUACUGGAACACAAAGUACCCGAAGACAAAAUUGCUGGGAUCAAUGCAUGGACAUUUGCCGCCAUAAUCAUCACGAUCAUGUUCCUGCUUCUGAUUCUGAUCAUUUUUCUGGCGGUAUUCGUCAUCUUCUAUAAACGGAACAGACACGAAAAGAGGAAUGGCGACGAUUCGGAUAGUCAAGACAGUUUGAAAAUUUCAAAAUAAUAUAACUCAUAAUUUGAUCAAAUGAACUGUUGAUAUUAAUAACUGCACAUACUUCUUAACUACCCAAUUCCUUGCGAGCACUAUUUCAAACCCACUCAAAACCAGACCUCAAAAUGGGUCUAGGACAACAAGCCGACGGGACUUCAGGCCGAAAUUUAAACUUUAC